CUGCCUCCUCCUAGUAGCAGAAGACUGAGGGAGAAAGCAGGGCGCGCUCACGCGUCAGGUUUUGAAAUGUGGGGCACGGUUAGCUGAGGAGCGGACACCACCGUCAUAUAAUUAGGGGGAAGGGGGGGCGCGCUGCUCGUGGACGGUGGCACAUCGAGGCGCGGUCUCUGUCCAGUGUGUCUCGGCGGCGCCGGGAGGCGCUCGGUUUCCUCGGGAUGGCGGAGCUCUGGGGAAGCGGCGGCCCUGAGAUGUAAAGCGGCCGCCUUGCCUGUCUUCUGCGGUCCAUUGAUGAAAGGGGAGCGCCGGGUGUCACCUUCUGUGUCAUCUUGAUCGGAUUUGUGUAGCCACCUCUUUUUUUUUUUCUUCUUCUUCCUCCCUGGGAUCUAAUACCUCCUCGGCUGGACCUCAUUUGUGCAAAAAAAAAUUUGUGUGGUUUCAUUGAAAUCCCCUCUCAGGACCAUGGCCGACGACGACGUGCUGUUUGAAGAUGUGUAUGAGCUCUGUGAGGUGAUUGGAAAGGGUCCAUUCAGUGUUGUCCGAAGAUGCAUCAACCGAGAAACCGGGCAGCAGUUUGCUGUGAAAAUUGUCGAUGUUGCAAAGUUUACAUCAAGCCCCGGAUUAAGCACGGAAGAUUUAAAGAGAGAGGCCAGCAUAUGCCACAUGCUGAAGCAUCCACACAUUGUUGAGCUCUUGGAGACUUACAGCUCUGAUGGAAUGCUCUAUAUGGUCUUUGAAUUCAUGGAUGGAGCCGAUUUGUGCUUUGAAAUCGUAAAGCGAGCUGAUGCCGGCUUUGUGUACAGUGAAGCUGUUGCCAGUCAUUACAUGCGGCAAAUACUGGAAGCUCUCCGCUACUGUCAUGAUAACAACAUCAUUCAUAGAGAUGUAAAGCCACAUUGUGUACUCCUCGCUUCAAAAGAAAACUCUGCCCCGGUCAAACUUGGAGGAUUUGGUGUUGCAAUACAGCUGGGGGAGUCUGGUCUUGUAGCUGGAGGUCGCGUAGGAACACCACACUUUAUGGCUCCAGAAGUAGUGAAAAGAGAGCCCUAUGGGAAGCCUGUAGAUGUCUGGGGAUGCGGUGUGAUUCUUUUUAUCCUAUUGAGCGGCUGUUUGCCCUUUUAUGGCACGAAGGAAAGGUUGUUUGAAGGCAUUAUUAAAGGCAAAUAUAAGAUGAAUCCCAGACAAUGGAGCCAUAUAUCUGAAAGUGCCAAAGACCUGGUGCGCCGCAUGCUUAUGCUGGACCCUGCUGAAAGAAUAACCGUCUAUGAGGCACUCAACCACCCAUGGCUGAAGGAAAGAGAUCGCUAUGCAUACAAGAUACACCUACCAGAAACUGUAGAACAAUUACGAAAAUUUAAUGCUAGAAGGAAAUUAAAGGGAGCUGUUUUAGCUGCUGUGUCUAGCCACAAGUUCAAUUCAUUUUAUGGGGAUCCUCCAGAGGAAUUACCUGACUUUUCAGAAGACCCAACAUCAUCAGGACUUCUAGCUGCAGAAAGAGCGGUGUCACAAGUACUGGACAGCCUGGAGGAGAUCCAUGCGCUCACAGACUGCAGUGAGAAAGAUCUCGAUUUCCUGCACAGUGUUUUCCAGGAUCAGCACUUGCACACACUACUAGAUCUUUAUGACAAAAUCAAUACGAAGUCUUCGCCACAAAUCAGGAAUCCACCGAGUGAUGCUGUACAGAGAGCCAAAGAGGUUUUGGAAGAAAUAUCUUGUUACUCUGAAAACAAUGAUGCAAAAGAACUGAAGCGUAUACUAACACAACCUCAUUUCAUGGCCUUACUACAAACUCAUGAUGUGGUAGCCCAUGAAGUUUACAGUGACGACGCACUAAGAGUAACACCCCCUCCAACAUCUCCCUACCUGAACGGAGAUUCUCCAGAAAGUGCAAACGGUGACAUGGAUAUGGAAAAUGUUACUCGGGUGAGAUUAGUUCAAUUCCAGAAGAAUACAGAUGAACCUAUGGGUAUAACGCUAAAGAUGAAUGAGCUGAACCAUUGUAUUGUUGCAAGAAUUAUGCAUGGAGGAAUGAUUCACAGACAAGGUACCCUCCAUGUAGGUGAUGAGAUACGGGAAAUCAAUGGAAUUAGUGUAGCAAACCAGACAGUGGAACAGCUUCAGAAAAUGCUGAGAGAAAUGCGGGGUAGCAUCACUUUCAAGAUUGUUCCUAGUUACCGCACUCAGUCUUCAUCCUGUGAGAGAGAUUCCCCCUCUACAUCCAGACAGUCCCCAGCUAAUGGUCAUAGCAGCAUUAACAAUUCUGUUUCGGACAUACCGUCAACUACCCAGACAAAAGGACGACAGAUAUACGUCAGAGCACAAUUUGAAUAUGAUCCUGCAAAGGACGACCUCAUACCCUGUAAAGAAGCUGGUAUCAGAUUUAGGGUUGGAGAUAUUAUCCAGAUUAUUAGUAAAGAUGAUCACAACUGGUGGCAAGGCAAAUUGGAAAAUGCCAAAAAUGGUACGGCUGGUCUCAUUCCAUCUCCUGAGCUUCAAGAAUGGCGUGUUGCUUGCAUUGCAAUGGAAAAAACAAAGCAGGAGCAACAAGCUAGUUGUACUUGGUUUGGGAAGAAAAAGAAGCAGUACAAAGAUAAAUAUUUGGCAAAGCACAAUGCAGUUUUUGAUCAAUUAGAUCUCGUCACUUAUGAAGAAGUAGUUAAACUGCCUGCCUUCAAAAGGAAAACACUAGUCCUUCUAGGUGCACAUGGUGUUGGCAGACGACACAUAAAGAAUACACUAAUUACUAAACAUCCUGACAGAUUUGCUUACCCUAUCCCACACACAACAAGACCUCCAAAGAAAGAUGAAGAAAAUGGGAAGAAUUACUUCUUUGUAUCUCAUGACCAAAUGAUGCAAGAUAUCUCCAACAAUGAAUACUUGGAAUAUGGCAGCCAUGAGGAUGCUAUGUAUGGGACAAAACUGGAAACAAUACGAAAGAUCCAUGAACAGGGACUUAUUGCAAUACUUGAUGUAGAACCUCAGGCUCUUAAAGUCCUGAGAACAGCAGAAUUUGCUCCUUUUGUGGUCUUUAUUGCUGCACCCACAAUAACCCCAAGCAUCACCGAGGAUGAAUCUCUUCAACGCCUGCAGAAAGAGUCCGAGAUCCUCCAGAGAACAUAUGCACACUACUUUGAUCUAACAAUUAUCAACAAUGAAAUUGAUGAAACUAUUAGACAUCUGGAGGAAGCCAUUGAGCUUGUGUGCACAGCACCACAGUGGGUUCCAGUGUCCUGGGUGUAUUAGACCAUGCUCGAGAACUAUUGGCAUUUUAUUACUUCUAAACCACCUCGUGCAGUACUUGGAGAAACCUCUUUGUUGGCAUAUGUCAACUGGUCCUGGCCCCUAGAGACUACCUAAAUGUAGUGUGACCUGAAUUUAUAAUUAUUGUUAUGUCCUAAUAGAUGGAAAUGAACUGAGCAAAUUUACAUUUUAAAGAGACAGUAUCUUUCUUUUUUCUUUUUUUCUUUCCUUUGUGUUAAACCAUACAUUUUUUUAAAUAUCUGCAUUAUUCAAUUCUUUGGAAUGUUAUAUUUUUUAAAACCAUAGCUUUUUUUCAAAGGCCUCUGAAAACUGCACAAGUGAUAUGCUGCUUUCUAUAAUCUAUUUUAAUAAUGGGAGUUUUCAUUAAUUUAGCAGGGAUGAAACACUAUGUUUUAGAGUCAGUGGGCCAAUAGUAAAGGCAUAUUUAAUUGAUUUACACUAAAUAGCCAUCUAUUGAAAGAGGAGAUACCACAUAUUUAAUGGCCUUUUUCAUUUACUGCUUACAAUAAUAGUUUUAUUUGAUACUGUCUCUUUGAAGAGGUCUGUAAACAAUAUAGAGAUUUAAAACCGGGUCUUAAUGCAUGUGGACAGUCGCAAGCGUUUAUACUGUUGGUGUGUCUGUGUUGAACAAAACUGUAACUUACAGAAACAUACAUUCCGUUCAUGGGAAACCGUACCCGAGGGAAUUAAAUAAAAUUAUUAUAACCGAGUUGUAAACCUAUGCACAUCCCUUGCAUUUUGGGCAACUUUAUAAAAAGAAACUGAUUUUUAUUAAUAAUCAUGUAGUGAAAUGUGUUUGUAAUUUUGUCUCAAUUUAAUUUUUGUUGUAAACAGGGAAGGGUUAUAUCAAUUUUUAUUUUUCCGUUUUCCCUCCAUUUUGGGUCUGUGUUGUCAAGAGAGUAUUAAUGUAUAAUUAAGUUGUAAGGAAUUUUUUUCCUCUCUUAUGCAUAUGUAAUUGUUAACAAUGCACAAAAUUUUAAGAGUUAUAUAAUAAAAGGUUUUUGGGGACCUCUACGAAAAUCAAGAAUAUUCCAUUUGAAUGAAAGUUAAAAAGAAAAAGAGAAAAAAAAAUGCCCUGUAAAUUCUGAAUUAAAUCAAAGCUUAACCUGACCAAUAUUUUACUAUUUUAUUUUUUAUAUAUAAUUUCUUUUAUGUGUUCAUUUAUUUGCCUUUUCUGUCAUUCAUUUAUUGUGACUAGGAAAUACAUUUUAUUCUGGUGGCACAGUGGAUGAUUGUACAGGUAGUUUGUCUAGUGGAUUCAUAUUAUAUUUGGUCUCAAGGAUGUUGCUAAUGGGUUCAUUUUUACCCUGCAUCUCUUCUCCUUUUAUUGGCACAAUAUCCAAAAAAAUUGAAGCACAAGGUCUACAACAAGUAAUCAUAAUGGUUAUUCACCAGUUAUUUAAAAUAUAUAUACAUAUAUAUAUAUUUUUAUGCAGAAGGCACCAGGCGAAAUAGAGUAAUAUAGGCAUUGUUGGGUGGAGAUAUUCAAUCUGCUUCCUACCCAAUUCUACGCAGCUAAAAUCUUGUUUCUUAUAUCUUGUUACAUUUGCAUUUGUUUAUAUUUUUAAUUUCUUAAAAAA
Molecule: messenger RNA, 4838 nt
Organism: Nanorana parkeri
Lineage: Eukaryota; Metazoa; Chordata; Amphibia; Anura; Dicroglossidae
Gene: CASK
Product: calcium/calmodulin dependent serine protein kinase
Exons: 28
Coding region: 460-3240 (926 amino acids)
Biological process (GO): protein phosphorylation; regulation of neurotransmitter secretion
Cellular component (GO): basolateral plasma membrane; plasma membrane; cell-cell junction
Molecular function (GO): signaling receptor binding; ATP binding; protein kinase activity
Source: RefSeq, a predicted model, not a curated record